This is a messenger RNA of Salvia hispanica, 1204 nucleotides long. RefSeq names its product pentatricopeptide repeat-containing protein At2g15690, mitochondrial. The record is from RefSeq and is a predicted model, not a curated record. Lineage: Eukaryota; Viridiplantae; Streptophyta; Magnoliopsida; Lamiales; Lamiaceae. Gene Ontology annotation, biological process: RNA modification. Gene Ontology annotation, molecular function: RNA binding; zinc ion binding; protein binding.
CUUUGUAAUUUUCUUCUUCCUUGGGACCAUAUCUAUCUGAUAUUCUUCUGGUGAAAGAAGGCCAUUUAAGUUGAAAUGGCACAAGCCAUAGCUUCCAUUAGUUUCUACUGCAUACAGCCGAUGCUCAAAGGCUUCACCGGUCUUCCUUCACACAAGAAAACCCGGCCGUUGAGAUUCACAGCCUUGAAUUCGAUCACGAGUCAGAGAAACGUUCACGUAGCUAUCGAAGCACUGGAAGAGACUGCGAAAAAUCAGAUACUUGCGGAUUCAAACCAUGUGUUGGAACUAAUGCAGUUAGCUGUCGACACGGAAUCCAUGGAGGGUGGAGACCGUAUUUAUGAAUACGUCAUGAGAUUCUCUUUCGGCUACAAUGUUACCAUCUUCAACCGUUUGAUCGACAUGUAUCUCAAGCUGGGAGAUUACAGAAGAGGCGGCCGUAUCUUUGAGCAAAUGAACUGCAGGAACAUUGAUUCCUGGAACAUGAUGAUAGCAGCAUUGGUCGAACACGGAGAAGCAGAAGCGGCCAUUCAAGUUUUCACCAGAUUACAGAACGAAGACGGUGAGCUCAGGCCAGACGAGACCACAUUUACCAGCAUCCUAAAAGCAUGCGAGUGCUUACGAGACGUGGAGAGAGGAAGAGCAUAUUUUGCAUCAAUGAGCAGAGAUUAUGGCAUCACUCCCUCCUCCGAUCACAGAGUGAUCUACGCUAAUCUUAUAAGGAAUUCUCACGCGAAAGCAGCACGAGACAAUGCCAGAGAGAUGCUCUCUAGCACACCUAAGCAAAAUCAAGCACGCCUAGACAGAAGCAUGGCUUAUGACAAGCUCGUGUCGUUGAGCAAGAAGGUGAAGGAAGCCGGUUACGUGCCUGAUACCAGGUUUGUGCUUCAUGACCUCGACCAUGAAGCUAAAGAGAGAGCUCUCCUUUAUCACAGUGAAAGAUUAGCUAUCGCGUAUGGGCUUAUUAGCACGCCGCCAGGGACUACACUGAGAGUGAUUAAGAACCUCAGAAUUUGUGGGGACUGCCACAAUUUCAUCAAGAUUGUGUCCACCUUUGAGAAGAGAGAAUUUAUUGUAAGAGAUAAUAAGAGGUUUCAUCAUUUCAAGGAUGGAGAAUGCUCCUGUAGAGACUUCUGGUAGAGAAAUUACACCAUUUAGCAAUAGCAAAUACUUAUCAAUUUAUUAGCUAAUUUGUAUUUUGAUGCAA